Messenger RNA from Trametes versicolor FP-101664 SS1, 550 nucleotides. RefSeq lists its product as uncharacterized. The record is from RefSeq and is a predicted model, not a curated record. The annotation marks the transcript as partial. NCBI's taxonomy places the organism in Eukaryota, Fungi, Basidiomycota, Agaricomycetes, Polyporales, Polyporaceae. The transcript is spliced from 3 exons.
GCGCAUAUAGUCAACGAGAACGCCAUUGUCGAUAGUAAAUAUCUCGGUGACUGUGAAAUCCACGGUAUAUUGCUCCAGACUGCCCCUGGCAAACUGUGGACUUUCAAAACACGAACUGAGCAUAUGUGGUAAGGAAGACGACGCUCGGUCAGAAUCGUCUCAAUUUGACAAGGCCCUCCCACCCACGCUACAGCCAUGGCAGGACACCCUGCUCUCAACUAUGAUGUCCUUCUAGAGAUCGUAGCGGUCUCCUCAUGGGAAACCUCCGCUGCUUUACUCGACACUUCUCGCUUCCUCCAUUUUGAAGGUCCCAAGGUGCUUCUCCGCCAGACCGUUCAUCUAGAUACUGAGAAGGAACUUCUCCUAUUUCUCGCUUUUCUACGCCAUGCGCUGGACGACGGACGCUACAAAGCCGUCCGUGAGUUGCGAUUGGGAGUGUCUGAUAUGAAGGAGACAACAUCCUCGGAGCUAGUUUCCGCCCUGUCCCUCAUGCGCCACCUUUCUUCACUUGCCAUCUACGAAAGCGAAUUUCUCCUCCACGAAAUCCCAG